Trematosphaeria pertusa is the source of this 4860-nucleotide messenger RNA. RefSeq names its product TMEM1 family protein-like protein. Gene Ontology annotation, biological process: intra-Golgi vesicle-mediated transport; early endosome to Golgi transport. Gene Ontology annotation, cellular component: TRAPPII protein complex. The record is from RefSeq and is a predicted model, not a curated record. The transcript has 7 exons. Lineage: Eukaryota; Fungi; Ascomycota; Dothideomycetes; Pleosporales; Trematosphaeriaceae. The coding region runs from base 76 to 4797 and encodes 1573 amino acids.
CACAAGAGGACGAAGAAACGUCGCCUUGCACCCAUUUCACGAAAGCUUCCCUGAUAAUCGUGGUGCGGGUGUUUCAUGAGCAGUGCUGGAGAUGGUGCGCCAGCUCUGGGGGCCGCAGAAAUUGCUUCCAGGCAAAAGCAAUCUGAGCCCGCGAUGAUGGAUGGGCUUUCGAGCUCCAAAGUCACGGUCGAAUAUCACGACCCAUCGGGCCUAUAUCCUCUCAUUCAAGAUCAACUCACCUCUCGACUUCCACUCAGGAAUCUGCACUGGAAGGCGCCAACCCGGCCACUGAGAUCUAUCGACUCCCUUCACGUGGAUCUGGUGCCGAGCGAAGACACUGUACAUAUAUCCGGCGUCACCUCUCCGGGUCUAGCGCCGCCAGAGCUCACCCCGAGGACUGCAACGCCGACGAAUUCGGAGCAUAUCCGGGGUCCUGCGAAAGAAAGAAGACAUCAAAUCCCGGGCCUCCGCCAAACACCGUACCUGAAGGUCUAUUUACUCAGAUGCGAUGACUCUGACACGUAUAAGUCUACCGUACGGAAGCAGCUAAGAGAAUGGGUCAAGGCACACACGCCACCCUCCCAGAGCAGCUCUUCUGCAAAUACUCAAGAGAAUCACGAUGCCUUCGAGUGGAUGAUCCUUCACGUCGUGAUACCGGAUACCCCGGCUGCAAGUCAACCACGCGGAUCCGCGAAUACGGCCACCGGGGAGAAAGAAAAGACCAGUUCUACAUCCCGCUGGACGCGCGGAACCACGACCAUCCUUGAGAAGAUACGGGCCGACUUCAAUAGCGCGUCAAAAUCGGCUCCAGAUCGAGUUGCGCAGGUCCGCCUCCAGAAGGAUGCUGUGCCACCUCAUAUGCUACCUGCUCCGGCACCGGUCACGAGUCCGCCCAUCACGGAGAGCCCCCAAGAGCAGGAAAGAGUAUGGAACGACGUCAUAGCCAAAUUCAAAACUCUGAUACUGCUCUCCUUUGACUUGCGCGUGAGCCAGUAUGAGGAAGAUAUUCGAGAGAAGGAUUCACAGCGCGCACUUCCAGGGUGGAAUUUCUGCACGUUCUUCAUCCUGAAAGAGGGUCUCGCUAGAGGAUUCGAAAGUGUUGGUCUGGUUGAGGACGCUCUUCUUGGAUAUGAUGAGCUUUCUAUUGGUCUGGAUUCCAUCAUUCGCGACCAGGCGAACGAAGGCACCGAGGGCCAAGGCGGCGUUCUACUUAAUUACUCGGAGGACCUAUAUCAACAGGCCUCUGAAAUUCUCAAGCGAUCCCAGAAGGAUGACGGAGGGCGCAAGGAGCCUCAACCGCAGCUCCACCAUGACAAGCCGAUAAAUGCGCGGAAGAAGGAUUAUCGGGGUCUAAUCCUUUCAAACAACAUCUCAAUAUUCGACUUCCGAUCGUACAUAUUCGCUCGUCAGAUGUCGCUACUCUUGCGUCUCGGCAAUUCUCAAUCUGCGAGAUCUGACCUAGCAGCAAAACUGCAGCCAAGACCUAAUGCGGCUGUGCUUCAGCGCUCCGUAGACGACAGCAGCGUCGGGACCAAGUCUGAGAUCUCUUCAAGUGACUCCGAGGACCUUCUGUCCUUGGCCGAGCUUUGUUCGCGAGCGCUAAAUUUCAUCACUUUCGCUGGACGACUUCUACGAGAAGACUUGAUCAACGGGGCCAAGGCUCAUGAAACGCGAUUCCCCGAUCGGCUCGUCGAUAAUAUCGUACGUUCAUGGACAUUUGCUGCUCUCGAGCAAAUCCUGAGAGAGACGACAACAACUUCACUGCCUUUCACGAAGUAUCUUAGCGAUCCCGGCACACGCUCCUCAAGCAAAAUUCUGCCUUUUGGCAAACACGCUAAAGAGCAAAAGAUCAGCGUAGCAGAGCCAAAAUCGAUGAUACAUCCGACACGAUCUUCAUCCCUGAACUACGGUCGCUCUAACUCUGCAGACCCACCAUACGCGCAGCCUACGGCAAGUGGGCAGGUGGUCUUUGAGAACGGGCAGUACCACGAUCGCCCGGCCCCGAAUCAGGAAAGCACGCUACCGCAGGCCAAAACAGGACUUCAAGAGCUAGCUGGAAGUCGGGCUCAUUUACUAGGUGUGCAGAGACGCAUCCUUGAGCAAGUGGGCAAAUCGUUGGGCUGGAGUAUCGGCUGGGCGGCUGUACUAUCUAUUCUCAAUCCGAAAGAAGAGCUGAGCGACGUCGAUUUGGAUGGCAAGGGCAGCUCUGACGAAGAAAGCGCCGAGCUCGAGAAAGAACCUGAGAAAGAAGCGGCGCUCACCACCCCUACCGUUGGACUUUCGGCCGCCCCAGUAGUCAACGCGGUCUCCUCUAUCGAUCAAUUCCGGCAGUACUACGAGAUGUUGAGCGAUCUUAUCGUCAAGCACUACAUGGCGGCGGGACAAACCAAGUCCAGCGAGAGUAUCCUGGGGGACCUGGCCGCGCUUCGAUUCGAGCUCGGCGAUUAUGCUGCUGCCGCCAUGUACUUUGGACGCAUGGCUUCGCUCUUCGCGGAGACUAGGUGGAACACUGUUGAAACUACGAUGCUGAAGAUGUAUGCGCAAUGCCUCAAGAAACUUAACCGAAAAGACGAAUACGUUCGAUCUCUCCUCGAUUUGCUCGCAAAGUCUACCGCUAGCAGAAAGUCGAUACGAACAUCCUUCAAGCGAACGAGCUCCUCAGGUGUGCCCCGGAUGCCAAAGGACUGGUUAGACGACGACAAGGUCGAUACUGCGGGAGUAUUUGCGGAGCUAGUAGACUUCUCUCAUCAGCUACCGUACGAUGUGAACGUCCCGCUGGCCAAGUACUUCAAUGAUAUCGUUGUCGAGCCCUACGUGCGCCAUUUCGACGACAGGGACGGCUUUCAGCUACGGCUUCAGUUCAGGCAUGUUCUGGAGGACGACAUUGAGUUCGAACAAGCAAAGCUGCGAAUCAUCAGUGCUACCUCAGCGCAAGGCAAAGAGAUCUGGCUGGAGAGCUCGGAGCCUACAUGGGUCAAGCAAGGUGUCUGUCGAAUGUGGCUCGACUCAAAUGUAAACACGUCUGGCCCCUAUAUUGUCGACAAGAUCGUGCUCCAGGCCAAGCGUAUCGCCCUAGUUCAUGAGCCCUUCAAGAAAGCGGAGGCGACAACUCCUCUCGGUAUCAUCACCUCCGUCUCUGCGACGUCGCUCCAGGCUGCAAAAAAGUCCCGAAUCCUAUGCUUCCCACGUAUGGAGGCUUUCCAGGCAAGGGUAUACUUGUCGCACUUUAUACACAUUGACAAGCCACGGCAUAUCGAAAUUGAGUGCUCGAGCGGAUGGAACGAGAUACAACGCGCGGAGAUACGACUGAGGUCCGCGUCGGCUGGCCUCAGGCUGCGUACUGCCAACGCUACUAUCGCCUCAGGAGAGGUGACAAUCGAGGAUAAACCAAGCCCGGGUGUCAUUGCGAUUGGUUCUAUGGCUGCGGAUACUACUGCAACGUUCAAGGUGCCGUACGAGAUGGAGACGAUACUUCCGGACAUAACAGUCAAGGUGGAGGUCGACUACUAUACCGAGAACGGGCAAUUUCAGCACCACUCGGCCUUCACAAUUCCCGUCGAACUACCACUAGACGUCAACGUGCACGACCACUUCAAGAACCAUGCCCUCUUCUCAAAGUUCAACAUAAAGACCGCCAGUCACGUACCGUUGGAAGUCUUGGACGUAUCGCUUGAGGGUUCCGAAGACUUUGACGUCUUUGCGCCAAAGAUACCUCAAGGCCCUACCUAUGUCUUCCUGAAGCGGCCCUUGGCGGUCACUUACAAGAUCACCAAGAAGGACCUCGACGUCAGCACGCGCAGGAGAAGCCAAGCAACCCACAACGGCAGCCUUGCCCUAUCCGUAGAGUACCGUUGCCUGGACGAAGACGUCCUAGAUAGGCUGCGGCAGGUAUUCGCCAGGGCCGUGGAGAAUAGCCCUGUUCAUCGGCUUGCACGUUUGCUCAUCGAUACGUUCGUCGACCGUCUAGAACAUCGGAUCCUACCCCACCAGUUUGAGAAAAUUGCGCUCCUACAUAAGGUCAACCUCGGGCCGUUUGAGGAAAUGGGCUGGACAGAGUGCAUCGAGAGUCUGCCACACAUCGUUCGCGACGACACUCGGAAAUGGCUGCAUAAGUGGCAUGAGAACCACAGGUCCAUCCUCCUCUCGCAGAAACCAGAUCCCAAAUUGCCCUCCACAGGCAUUGCGCCGCCGUCCCCCCACCCUCCCCGUCGUAUGAUCAUAACAGUCUCCAUACCGCAGACACACAUUCUCCAUACCGCAUCGCUAUCGCUCACCUCGCCGGAACCGUCCUCAUCCCACGGCAUGACAGUCGCAGUCGCAGGGCAGCCGCUCAUGGCCGAACUGCGCAUCAAGCAUACACGCAUGUGGUGCUCACCAGCGAGUCUCAGAUCUGUAGCCAACCUUAGCUCACCCAAUGAUCCCAUCGAGUUUGUCUACACGCUCGAAGCAAACCCCGAGACCUGGCUCGUUGCAGGCCAACGCCGCGCGCACUUUACCGCAACGGAGGACGAAGAACACAGGUUUCCGAUUAUGUUGAUACCGCUGAAGGCUGGGAGUGCAUUGCUCCCGAAUGUGGAGAUCCGAGCGAGGAUAAAGCCGAAGGACGAGCAAAGAAGACAGAGCGUUGCUGGGCAUAUAGGGCCGGGUGCAGGUGAAGAGGAGUUGAACUGCGAGACAGAUUACUUGAGCUACAGCGAGUGUGUCAUGGUGGUACCGGAUGUGAAGAGCAGUACGGUGGGAAUUGGCGAGAUGGGAUCGCCGAGAAGUGCGAUAUGGUUGGAAGCUGAGGGCAGGUAGAAGUAAUUGAGUAGUUUGCUGUGAAUUGCACGCCAAGGGAUGAUGUAACCCAGCGCACGGGAC